Molecule: messenger RNA, 969 nt
Organism: Acytostelium subglobosum LB1
Lineage: Eukaryota; Evosea; Eumycetozoa; Acytosteliales; Acytosteliaceae
Exons: 4
Biological process (GO): proteolysis
Cellular component (GO): cytoplasm
Molecular function (GO): aminopeptidase activity
Source: RefSeq, a predicted model, not a curated record
AUGGGAAAGAACGUAUUUGAUUAUCCAAGGACAUUAUAUCCACCAAUCCAACCAUAUAAGGAACAUAGGAUGAAGGUGUCUGACGUGCAUGAUUUGCAUGUUGAGGAGUCUGGCAAUCCAGAGGGAAACCCUGUGAUCGUUGUCCAUGGUGGACCUGGCGGUGGCUGUGAAGACUUCUACAGACAAUUCUUCAAUCCCAAGCUCUACAGAAUCAUUAUGUUUGAUCAAAGAGGUUGUGGCAAGAGUUUGCCAUUCGCAUGCCUUGAGGAUAACACAACAUGGCACUUGGUUGAUGAUAUGGAGAAGAUUAGAGUGUUGCUCAAUGUUGAGAAGUGGGUCGUCUUUGGUGGAUCUUGGGGAUCAACCCUGUCCCUUGCCUACGCCGAGACACAUCCAUCAAGAACAAAGGCUUUGAUCCUUAGAGGUAUCUUCACACUUAGAAGGGAUGAGUUGUUAUUCUUCUAUCAGGAGGGAUCAAGUUGGUUGUUCCCAGAGUACUUUGAGCCAUUCCGCAUGAUGAUACCAGAGGUGGAGAGAGGCGACUUGAUGAGCGCAUAUUAUCGCCGUCUCACUGGCAGUGAUGAGGAGGUCAAGCGUGCAUGUGCCGAUGCCUGGACACGCUGGGAGAUGUCCACCUCCAAGCUCAUUCUGGACGAGGACAAGAUCAAGCAUGGUGAGGAGGGCGACUUUGCCCUGGCCUUUGCCCGUAUCGAGUGUCACUACUUUGUCAACGGUGGAUUCUUCAAGGAGGAGGGACAGCUGAUCAAGAACGCACACCUGCUCAAGGACAUCCCUGCAGUGAUUGUCCAAGGUCGUUACGAUGUUGUCUGUCCAGCCAAGUCUGCCUACGAUCUCCACAAGAGUUAUCCAGGCUCAGUGCUCAGGAUCAUCCCAGACUCUGGCCACUCAGUAUCCGAGCCAGGAACAAUGUCAGCAUUAGUAGAGGCUUGUGAUCAGUUUGCAACACUC